GGCGCCCCGCGGGGCUCCCGGGCGGCGGAGGCGGGAGGAGACACCCUUGGCGCCCCGCCGCCUGCUGCUCCUGCUGCUGCGUGGUGGUGCCGGAGGAUGCUCCAGAGCGGGCAGCGCCUGAGCCCGAGGCCGGAAGGCAGGGCGAGAGGCAGAGGGAGGGAUGGGCUGCGCCCCCAGCAUCCACGUCUCGCAGAGCGGCGUGAUCUACUGCCGGGACUCGGACGAGUCCACCUCCCCGCACCAGACCACCGCCGCCGCCGCCGGCCCGUCCUCGUCCUCCGCGGUGCACGGCCUCUUCGUCAAGACCGACGCGGCCGAGUCCAUCGUCCCUUCGGUGCUCGCCUACCAGAGCCGAGCCGCCCCGCAGCACCGCGGAGGAGGAGGAGGAAACAGGGGAGGAAGGGGACGCCGGUGCUGCGGCGUCGAGGUGGAGACCCAGACCAGCCAGAGCAGCCUCAAGCAGGCUUCAGCUACUGAGACAGAAAUUGGGCCCAUGAGACUGACACAAGAUCCCAUUCAGGUAUUACUGAUAUUUGCAAAAGAAGACAAACAGAGCGAUGGGUUCUGGUGGGCUUGUGACAGAGCUGGAUACAGGUGUAACAUUGCUCGGACGCCAGAAUCAGCACUUGAAUGCUUUCUUGAUAAACACCAUGAAAUAAUAGUCAUAGAUCAUAGAAACUCCAAAUACUUUGAUGCAGAAGCCAUCUGUAGGGCAAUUCGUGCUACAAAGCCUGCAGAACAUACUGUAAUACUAGGUGUUGUUCCACAAAUUCCCGCUGGCCAAGAAGAACCCUCUGUCCUUCCCCUUCUCCAUGCAGGUUUUAAUAGGAGAUUUUUGGAGAACAGCAGUAUUGUUGCUUGCUAUAAUGAACUGGUUCAGAUUGAACACGGUGAAGUACGAUCGCAGUUCAAACUACGGGCUUGUAAUUCAGUUUUCACAGCACUAGAACACUGUCAUGAAGCCAUAGAAAUAACUAGUGAAGAUCAUGUAAUUCAGUAUGUUAACCCAGCCUUUGAGCGGAUGAUGGGCUACCAAAAGGGAGAACUGAUAGGGAAGGAGCUAACUGAGCUUCCAAAAAGUGACAAAAAUCGUGCAGACUUGCUGGACACAAUCAACACAUGCAUCAAAAGAGGAAAAGAGUGGCAAGGAGUUUAUUAUGCACGAAGAAAAUCUGGAGAUAAUAUUCAGCAACAUGUGAAAAUAACACCCGUCACUGGCCAAGGAGGGAAAAUCCGACAUUUUGUGUCAAUCAAGAAAUUGUGCUGUACCAAUGAUAGCAACAAGCAGACUUACAGGACCCAUCAUGAUGAGAAGUGUGCAGGAGACCAGUUUCGCUCAGAAUCUCACUCCUUCAGAUGCAAGAACAGGAGGAAAGAGUCUGGUGAUGUCAAAUCAAUAACCUCUAGAAGUAGUGAUGCCCCAAGUUUACAGAAUCGGCGGUAUUCAUCAAUGGCAAGAAUCCACUCUAUGACAAUAGAAGCCCCAAUCACAAAGGUCAUUAAUAUUAUCAAUUCAGCUCAAGAAAAUAGCCCCGUAACUGUAGCAGAGGCCUUGGAUAGGGUUUUGGAAAUCUUGCGGACAACAGAACUUUAUUCCCCUCAACUCGGUACCAAAGAUGAAGAUCCUCACACUAGUGAUCUUGUUGGAGGGCUCAUGACUGAUGGCUUGAGAAGGCUGUCAGGAAAUGAAUACGUAUUUUCUAAAAAUACAAACCAGAGCCAUGGUCACCUUUCAGUGCCAGUUACUAUCAAUGAUGUCCCGCCCUGCAUUGCACGCUUACUGGAGAAUGAAGAGAGCUGGGACUUCAAUAUUUUUGAAUUGGAAGCUGUUACAAAUAAAAGGCCACUGGUUUACCUGGGUUUGAAAAUCUUUGCCCGCUUUGGUGUCUGUGAAUUUUUAAACUGUUCAGAAGCAACCCUAAGAGCCUGGUUCCAAGUGAUCGAAGCCAACUACCACUCCUCCAAUUCCUACCACAACUCCAGUCACGCAGCUGAUGUCUUACAUGCUACUGCAUUCUUUCUGGGGAAAGAGAGAGUUAAGGGAAGCCUUGGUCUUUUAGAUGAAGUGGCUGCUUUAAUAGCUGCAACGAUUCAUGAUGUGGAUCAUCCGGGACGGACCAACUCUUUUCUGUGCAAUGCAGGCAGUGAGCUGGCUGUUUUAUACAAUGACACGGCCGUAUUGGAGAGCCAUCACACCGCUCUGGCUUUCCAGCUGACAACAAAAGACAACAAGUGCAACGUUUUUAAGAAUCUCAACAGAAAUCAUUAUCGAACGCUUCGCCAGGCAAUUAUUGACAUGGUUUUGGCAACAGAAAUGACCAAACAUUUUGAACAUGUAAACAAAUUUGUGAACAGCAUCACUAAGCCUAUGGCCUCGGAAGAAACCAAUGCCAAUAAUGAUAGCAGUGACUGCGAAUGUGCCACCAGUCUCAAGAACUUUCCGGAUAACCAGACAUUGAUCAAACGUAUGAUGAUUAAAUGUGCAGAUGUUGCAAAUCCAUGUCGUCCUCUAGAAUUGUGCAUUGAAUGGGCAGGGAGAAUUUCUGAAGAAUAUUUUGCACAGACUGAUGAGGAGAAGCGACAGGGACUACCAGUAGUUAUGCCAGUAUUUGAUCGAAACACCUGUAGUAUCCCCAAGUCUCAAAUAUCCUUCAUAGAGUAUUUCAUAAUGGACAUGUUUGAUGCUUGGGAUGCAUUUGCACAUAUACCUGUUCUGAUGCAACACUUGGCAAAUAACUACAAACACUGGAAAACAUUAGAUGAGUCAAAGUGUCGGAGUCUCCAGCUUCCUUCAGAGAAUAAUAAUGGAAGCUGAAAGAACAAUAUGGAACAUCAUAGCAUUCCACUCACACUGUGAACCAUUUACUGGUAUGGACCCAAAAGAAGUAGACUUUCCUUCAUAAACAAGCCAACGAAGAAAGGAAAGUUAUUGCUUAACUUCAGGAUGGUUCAAAGUUCUACAAAAAUUGUUUUUAUACAGGUGAUAAUCUAGAGACCAAUAAAUGCUUUAUAAAGCUAUCCUCUUUUGUGGCACAAUAGAUCCUUUUAAAAGUAGUUUUGUAAAAAAUGUUAUAAUUUGUCAAAUUGACAAAAAGAGUACAUUUUGUUUGCAGGUCAAAAUUGAUUAUACAUAUGAAUCCCAUAUGAGGGUGUCGUGCUAAGGAAAACUAGCUUCUUUGGAAUAAAAACCAACUAUUUAAGGAAAGCCUUGUUUACAGCAACUAUCCUUUAUAUGGUGCAAGAACUUUUAAGAGAACAGAACAAGGAACAUGAGAAAACCAGCAAAUUCAGCUGUGCUUUAGUGGAGUAAAAUGACUGUUUAAAGAGCAAUCUUUUACUCAAACCUAGCUUCAGUCCUGUCAGAGAAUACUGUCAGCUGUUUUUUCCUUCAGUCAUUAGUUGUGUUCAAACAUUGUUCAAUUUCAGAGAAGCACAGUUGCCGUGACCCAAAUGUGUCAAUGAGUCCCAGUUUCCCCAGUUUCUUCAAUGGGCUUCAAUGUCAAAGUGGGCAGUCUAUGUGCAUAUACACAGCUAGCCUUUGUCAUAAAUUGGGGACACUGUGGUUUCCAUGCACAAAGAUUCCUUGGAUCUGUUUUGCUUGUUUAACCAGCAUUUAUCUGAAAGGAACACUGGAGAGUAAAUUGAUACUUUCUUCUGCCUUCAAACAGCUGACAGUGAGCCAUAUUGUGAAGACAUCUCAAGGGAAGGACUAGCACCCUCCUGGCCCUCAAAAAAUCUCGCUUAAAUCCAGUAUGAUGUUCACCGUAGUGCCAUAAUUCUUGACCCUCUGCAGCCCUUGUUGGAAUUAAAAAGCUAUUCUGGAGCUCCUCACCUCUGGAGCAGGUUUUGAGGUUUUUAUGGGGGAGGAUUGUUUCCUGUCACUUGCAUUCAUGGAAGAUGCUUCCGGAAUCACAGAGACUGUAUUGCAUAGGAGUCUUUGUUUGCCACAGCAGCAGCAGCACUAGAGUCCGUCUCUGUAUUGAUAAGCAGUUAAAGGUGUCCACUUGAAUAUUAAAAAUGGAGAUAGCUGCAGCAGGUCUAAGAAAGUCUGUAUUAAAUAUUUUAUAUGUGAGCCAUACAAUGGAACCCUACUUUUAUUUUUAAGUGUAUAUAUUACACACAAACAUAAACUAGCCAUAUUCAGAAAGAUCUCUGAAUCCACAGCUGUGCAGAGAUCUCCUCUUAACUUUUCUAGAUGGGAGAUAGAUGCUCAUGCACCGUGUUUCCCCAACAGAGGAUAGGAAUCCCCCUGUGCCUUGAUAACCUGGACUAUCACCAUUGUUAAAGUAGUCUUAAGACACUGACCAUAACAUUAAGAAAACAAGGCCAUGUAUAUUCUAAACCCAGAGUUCUGCUUUAUUAAAAGAAAAACCACUGUGAAAACUUUGCAUCAAUACUCUUGCAAGAUCCAAAUAAAAAUAGAAUAAAUAAUCCAGUCCUAAUAAAACCCAUUAUAACUGUGGUAAAGAAAUUGAAUGCAGAAAGUUCUACCAGACGUAUGACAUUUUUGUUUCAGCUGCCAAAGCACAAAUGUCUUCAUGCUCACUGUAACCACACUUGGGGACUGCCCUGUACAAACCACAAACUGAAUGAGUGUUGUGCCUUUAUGCAACUGCCAUUCACUGCAAUAGGGCUCUCACAGGAGUUAUUUCUCACAAAUUCUGCUGUUUCCCCGAGAAGUAUGAAUUGAGCUUAGGACCAGCAUUAGAUUAGACAAUUAGACAUUAGAUUAGACAAUCACCAAUUAUCAGUUGUUACCCACAAAGACUUUCUAAUUAUUUGACUGAUAUUUAACACCGUACAUUAGAAGAGGCUCUUCAAAUAGUGAAAUGUACAUAAUUUUGCAUCAAGUAUUACACUGCCCAUUACAAAGGACAAGACUUUUACGUUUUGUAGUCCAGGUUGGUUAACCAGGUGAAGCAAACUUCUGGAAAAAAAUUGACAAUGAUUGUAGCUUACAUAAUGUGCCAACAUUUUUUUCAAUGUUUUGUAUCAAUUUAUGUAAAAUAAUGUAAAACAUUCAUAAUUUCCAUGCAGAGAAAUGUAUAUAAGCUAUAUUUUUGUUAAAUUUUAACAAUUUACAUUGCUAUGUAUUAUAAUGCCACACUGUGCUGUUUCAAUUAUAGUGGUUCACUGCGAUAUUCUUAAUUUCUGAUAUGUACUACCAUCAAGGCCUAUAUCUGAUUAAAUUUUAAUUUAAUUUUUAUUCA
This is a messenger RNA of Anolis carolinensis (green anole), 5210 nucleotides long. RefSeq names its product phosphodiesterase 8B (gene pde8b). Lineage: Eukaryota; Metazoa; Chordata; Lepidosauria; Squamata; Anolidae. Gene Ontology annotation, molecular function: 3',5'-cyclic-AMP phosphodiesterase activity. The record is from RefSeq and is a predicted model, not a curated record. The transcript has 22 exons. Bases 161 to 2815 code for a protein of 884 amino acids. Gene Ontology annotation, biological process: signal transduction.